Messenger RNA from Mixia osmundae IAM 14324, 1753 nucleotides. RefSeq lists its product as uncharacterized. The transcript is spliced from 3 exons. Gene Ontology annotation, biological process: GABA catabolic process. Gene Ontology annotation, molecular function: succinate-semialdehyde dehydrogenase (NAD+) activity. The coding region runs from base 225 to 1706 and encodes 493 amino acids. NCBI's taxonomy places the organism in Eukaryota, Fungi, Basidiomycota, Mixiomycetes, Mixiales, Mixiaceae. The record is from RefSeq and is a predicted model, not a curated record.
CGUUUCGCCAUGACGUAACGCCGUCAGUUGUGUGAGCAGAGCGGCGGAUGCUUGGACGAGCGAGCGCACUUUUACCCACCACUAGCAAGCUUUCACCACUUGUCUGUAGCACUCUGAGCCGCCAGACUCGCGCACUAUCCCACCGCUGUCAUAGUAGCCUGCGAUUGGCUCCAUCUCCGAACCGUCCCCGUCUACCGAAGCAGACCACUGCCACUCUACGAAGGAUGGCCUCAUCAGAAGGCUCCAAAUCAGCCAAGCGACUCAACAAGCCCGAGCUCUUCCACGAAGCAGCCUUCAUCAAUGGCAAAUUCAUCACUCAGGCGACGAGCGGGGGAACUUUUGCCGUCACUGAUCCUGCGACAGAAGAAGUGAUUGGCCAUGUUCCCGAUCAAGGCGUCAAAGAGACGCAAGAGGCUAUCCAACAUGCUUACAAAGCCUACCAGUCCUGGUCAAAGACGACAGGACGACAGCGACACGAUAUCAUGAAGAAGUUCUAUGAUCUCCUCGUGGCCAACUCUGACGACAUUGCGACCAUUAUCACACUGGAGAACGGCAAGCCUCUGGCAGAUGCAAAGGGAGAAGCAACAUACGGCGCAAGCUUCAUCGAGUGGUUCGCAGAAGAAGCAGUACGCGAUUAUGGCGACAUCAUUCCCUCGCCCGUUGCCGGCCAGAGGAAUCUCGUCAUCAAGCAAGGCGUCGGCGUCUGCGCUGCAAUCUGCCCAUGGAACUUUCCGCUCGCCAUGAUCACGCGAAAGAUGGGUGCAGCACUGGCUGCAGGCUGCAGUGUCGUCGUCAAAGCACCGGCCGAGACGCCUUUUACCUGCUUAGCUUUGGUCCAUCUGGCCCAGGAAGCUGGCAUUCCGGAUGGACUCAUCAAUAUCGUCACGACCGAUAAGCACAUGAAGGACGUCGGCAAGGAGCUUUGCGAGAACAAGACUGUCAAGAAGAUUACGUUCACAGGCUCGACGGGCGUCGGCAAAUUGCUCAUGUCACAAGCCUCGUCUACACUCAAGAAAUGCUCUUUCGAGCUCGGUGGCAAUGCGCCUUUCAUCGUCUUUGAUGAUGCCGAUAUCGAUGCAGCGGUAGCGGGCGCCAUCGCUUGCAAGUUCAGAUCCUCGGGUCAGACUUGCGUCUGCGCGAAUCGUCUAUACGUUCAAUCUGGCGUUUACGCCGAGUUUGCAUCAAGACUGGCCGAGAAAGUGGACAAGUUCAAAGUAGGCAACGGGUUCGAGGAAGGAACGACACACGGUCCACUCAUUCAUGCACGGGCUAUGGAGAAGGUCGAGAAGCACGUCGAAGAUGCAAAGAAGCGAGGUGGUCAAGUCAUCGUGGGCGGGAAGCGCAUCAAGGGCAACUUUUUCGAGCCUACCGUCAUCACUGACGUGCCCAACGACAUCAUGAUUGCUCAGGACGAGACAUUCGGACCUGUCGCUGCGCUAUUCAAGUUCGAGACAGAAGAGGAUGUCCUCAAGCUUGCUAACGAUACAGACGUUGGACUUUCUGGCUACUUCUACUCAAAGGACGUGGGCCGGAUCUUCCGGGUUGCGGAAGCCCUCGAAGUCGGCAUGGUCGGUGUGAACACAGGCAUGCUGUCUCAAUCUUGCAUACCGUUCGGAGGAAUCAAGGAGUCCGGCUUCGGAAGAGAAGGAAGCAAGUAUGGCCUCGCAGAGUACACGACCGUCAAACUCAUCACGCUCGCGAUAUGAUGUUGUCACGUGACUCCGAUGAUCAAAUUCUUCCUUUGGGUUCCGCA